Molecule: messenger RNA, 246 nt
Organism: Paracoccidioides brasiliensis Pb18
Exons: 2
Coding region: 1-246 (81 amino acids)
Source: RefSeq, a predicted model, not a curated record
AUGGAUAUACAGCAGGUGAGGAAGAAGCGAAAGACGGUGACGGGAAGCACCUUGGCUGCUAUGCAAAAGGGGGAUUCGAAAACCAAAGUGAAAGAAAAACUCGAGAAAACGUUGAAACUCUUAGUUAAAUCCGAGAAAUCAUCAGACUGCAAAACCACCCGGUCAGCAAUUGAGGUUCCACGGGGCACGCACCCGGGUUUAAAACCACGGGACCGGAAACCACGUGUUUCCGAAGGGCGGUCCUAA